UUAGAAGGAAGUAAGAUCUAAGAGGUGUAAACUUGGGUCCGAGGUAGUGGCUUCGGCUGUAGUGAGGGAACUAAAACAUCCUUUGGAGGGUGAUGAGUGUGGACCUACCAUGCAAGAGGAACAAGGCAGGGGCUGAAGACGUUGAAGGCCACGUGGUGUCCGGUGGAAGAAAAGCUCGUUCCUUUCCGGUCAUGAGCGGUCUAGUGAGAACGGAGCCGCUGCAUGGGAAUCCCCCUCUGCGGGUGCCUGGUGACCCCUACUCCGUGGUGGUUCUACUGCAGGGCUACGCAGAACCCGAGGGGGUUGGUGACGCUGUGUGCGCCGAUGGCUCUGUGACCCUCGUUCUGCCCCAGGCCUGGGGCCAGGCCUGCCACCAAGAGCCCCCGCCGGAGGGCGGCAAGGCGAAGACGAUGCUGGAGGAGGUAGCCCGUGGCCCUAUCCUCGUGGACACUGGAGGUCCCUGGUCUCGGGAGGCGCUCCUCGGGGCCCUGGCAGGGCAAGGCGUGGCCCCUGCAGACGUGACUUUGGUGGUGGGGACCCAUGGACAUUCGGAUCAUAUCGGAAACCUGGGGCUUUUUCCAGGGGCAGCUCUGUUGGUCUCGCAUGACUUCUGUCUUCCCGGGGGCCGCUACCUCCCCCACGGGCUGGGUGAGGAGCAGCCCCUGCGGCUGGGGCCAGGACUCGAGGUGUGGGCUACGCCAGGCCAUGGGGGCCAGCGGGACGUGAGCGUGGUAGUGGCGGGCACGACUCUGGGCACCGUAGCGGUUGUGGGCGAUGUGUUUGAACGCGAUGGGGACGAGAACUCGUGGCAGGCCAUGAGUGAAGACCCAGUGGCCCAGGAGCGGAGUCGGAAGAGGGUCCUAGGCACUGCCGACGUGGUUGUGCCUGGUCACGGAGCCCCCUUCAAGGUGGUCAGGGAAGCCUGGAACCCAGAAACAAAGGGUCCAGGGAACAGCCGGCAGGGCCCCAUGGUCGGAAACGAGGAUCCCACAAUGCACGGAUAAGCCCUGGGAGAGACCGGGCCCUCCAACUCCCCAGCCAAGGAACUCACGUCUAGGAUGUGGAGGACCAGUCAGCCAGAGCCAGAAGGCUGGUUUUCCAGCGAGGAUAGGGUGCUCUCACCAAUAUCACUGUUUUUGCAAACUAGGACCAUGGACUGGAUCAAAAUGUGUGCCACCUCUGGGGGCUUCAUUAAUAAAAUGGGAGAAUGUUCUUGGGAGAGUUGUCCCAAAUAAAAAUAGGAAACUACAUUGAAAGUCAUACUCUAAUGUAAAUGUGAAGCAUUAAUAGUGGCAGUCAUGCAGACGUAAUCAGCAAAAGCGGAGAGGGACACUUUUUGGCCAAUAGCCUAUUUCUAAUGGGAUGCAGGUUGUUGAGAGAAGGUGCAGGGAGUAGAAGUAACAUCAUAGUCACCUGACUUUAUUCAUUCAUCAAUUUAUCCAAUACAUACUUUAACUCCUGUGUGUCAAGCACUGCCCUAGGUUACCGGGCUACAACUGUGAACAAGUUAAACAAACUGCCUGUCCCUCGUGGAUACUACAUUCUAUUGAGGCAGAGGAGUAAACAACCACAGUAAUAGUAGUAAACCAAAUAAUUACAGGUUGUGGUUAGUAAUACAAGAAAAAAGUAGGCUGAGAAGGGGAUAGGGUGCUGGAGUGGGAGGGUGGUCAGGGAAAUAAUGUUUAAUCAGAGAAUUGAAUGAGGAGACAGGUGGCUGUAUAAGGAUCUGGUAGAGGAGUAUUCCAGGUACUGAGACAGCAGAUAAAAAGGAUGCUAUUGGGCAGGGAUAGGCCGGAGGUCAUUUCCCAGGUGUCCAUAAAGGCCACACAAAGGUCCUCAAAGGCAACUCAGAGGAGCCGGUUCACCUGGAGAGAGAACCAGUUUGCCAUUCACAGACUUAAAGCAGUGCUGACUAACGUGGUGCACAAGAGUGCAACUACAGCUGUUGAGGUCCCUGCCAGCCAUCAGAUGAAGACGGACUCAGGGAAGGUGGUAAAGCGGGCACCAGCAUGAUCAUGGUGUGGAGGCCCCUGGCCAGUCCCAGACCUUGGAGUGUAGAGGCCACUGGUGUGUAAAGAGUGUGCAGGGGCAGCUAUGGGCCUGCCAGUAUAGCACGAUGUCCCCAAGGGGUCUCCAUAGCCAUCAGGGGCCUUGUCUGGUAUGUGGCAUGUAGGUAGAUCCACUGGCAUCAGGGCAGUAAGGAGAACAGGAGAGGAUAAGUCGGGUUGUUUAGAGCUAUGCACUCCUACCUGGAACAACUGUAAUUCCAGUCCUGACUUACUUUCCAGAACAUAGGCAUUCUGCAGUACUCAGGCCUGGUCAUUCAGGGCAACACAUCUCUUUGGCCACACUGUCUUCAGGAUGGAUAAGUCACCUAAACUAGUCCAGUCUUGGUAAUCUUUGGGUUUUUGCUAGAGCUGGUGGAAAAGAGUCUAUUUUUUUCCCUGCAAGACUGACAUGGGAGAAUGGGUCAUCUUUCCACCUUGUUCAGGACCACCAGCUGCUGCCGGGGCCACCAAAUGCAGACUGAGAAUGAAACUAAACAAAAGGGACAAAAUGAGCAGUUAAGAGAAACAGACCUGAUGAAAAGUUGGUUUUUGUUUUGUUCUGUUUUUUAAGAUUUUAUUUAUUUUUAGGGAGAGGGAAGGGAAGGUGGGAGGAAACAUCAUCUUUGGGACCAAAGCCAGACCAAACCCACAGGCACAGGAGUCAAAGGGAGUCAAGAUUGACUCCCUUGACUCCCUUUCACUUUACAGGACAGCACCCAAUGAAAUGAGCCACACCAGUAGGGUCUGACAACAAGUUUGAGCCUGAAAGUCAGACCCACCACCUAACUCAUCAGUCACCUGGACUGGCCGGCUAAUCAGCUCCUUUCCUGCCUAAGCUGCUUUGACUGUGUUUUCAGUUGCUUGCAGCAAGAGGAGUCCUGAAAGGAUAGAUAUAAGCACUGGCAGAAAUGAUCCCUUAGAGGCAGUGAGGACAGUGCAGAAGGAGGGCUGGUAACAGAGGCAAAGCAGUACUCAAGAUAUUAGGAGGCUGGGCCCAGGGUGUACUCUUAGCUGUUUCAAGGUUCUUUUUUGGUGAGAACUCUCUGGAAAACAGGAACUGUAUGAGUAGAUUCCUCUACUUAUAAAAUAUUCAGUGGUUCCACAUUACUUGCAGAAUAACGCAGACUGUCUCUCCUGGUCCUUUUCAAGUCAAAGUCUGCUCCAGUUUGGCUGGACUGCCUGCUUCCUUCCAGACAAGUCCGCGGCCUCCUUUUCUCCUGCAGGCCUUUCCUCCUGUUUUCUCCCUGCUGUCUUCCUCUCUUCUCCGCCAUCCAGGCCAGCUCACCUCAUCUACAGAAAACCCUCCCUGAUUUUUGCAACCUUAGUUUAAACUCUUGUAAUUCAGUCCCUAUAUUAUUCACAGCAUAAUAUAGAUAAUGCCUGGCAUAAUAUUAGGUAAUGCCUGGUUGUUGGUCAUUUUCCUGGAAAUGCCCUCUCCCCAUGGUUCUCCUUGAGAGCAGAAACUGUGCAAGAUACUUCUCUGAAUGCUCCAGGGCUCAGUAUUUUGUCUAUAAAUGCCAUGAAAUAAAUACAUGCUAUUAUUCUGAUUUA
This is a messenger RNA of Artibeus jamaicensis (Jamaican fruit-eating bat), 3599 nucleotides long. It is a transcript of the gene MBLAC1, whose product is annotated as metallo-beta-lactamase domain containing 1. The transcript is spliced from 2 exons. The coding region runs from base 93 to 1004 and encodes 303 amino acids. Lineage: Eukaryota; Metazoa; Chordata; Mammalia; Chiroptera; Phyllostomidae. The record is from RefSeq and is a predicted model, not a curated record.